Messenger RNA from Brachypodium distachyon (stiff brome), 4213 nucleotides. RefSeq names its product kinesin-like protein KIN-12G. Lineage: Eukaryota; Viridiplantae; Streptophyta; Magnoliopsida; Poales; Poaceae. Gene Ontology annotation, biological process: microtubule-based movement. The transcript is spliced from 21 exons. The coding region runs from base 190 to 3933 and encodes 1247 amino acids. The record is from RefSeq and is a predicted model, not a curated record. Gene Ontology annotation, molecular function: microtubule motor activity; microtubule binding; ATP binding.
CUCUGCGCGGACGGGACUCACUCCAAAAUUCGAAAUCGGGCAACGUCUCCUCCUCUCCGCUUUCCAUUUCAAAAAACCCCAUCUCGUCGUCUCCACCCCCAAGUCCCCAAUCUCGCCAUCCCGCCUCCGCCGCCGCUCUGCCCAGAUCUCGACCACCGCAAGUCCAUCGCAGCCGCAACCGCAGCCGCGAUGCUGUCGGAUGGCGGCGACGACGACCACGGCGGCAGCUCCGCUCCCACGCGGUUCGAGCUCCAGGAGGACCCUUCCUUCUGGAAGGACAACAACGUGCAGGUCGUGAUCCGUGUCCGGCCGCUCAGCAGCAGCGAGAUAUCUCUGCAGGGGGACAAGAGAUGCGUCAGGCAGGAUAGUUGCCAGAGCAUCGCCUGGACCGGACACCCGGAGUCCCGGUUUACAUUUGAUCUGGUCGCCGAUGAGCACAUCACUCAGGAGAGCCUUUUCAAGGUUGCUGGGGUGCCCAUGGUGGAGAACUGCAUAGCUGGCUAUAACAGUUGCAUGUUUGCUUAUGGGCAGACUGGUAGUGGUAAGACCCACACAAUGCUUGGGGAUAUAGAAAACGGCACACGGAGGAACAAUGUGAACUGUGGUAUGACGCCCCGAGUAUUUGAGCAUCUCUUCUUAAGAAUCCAGAAGGAAAAGGAAAUAAGAAGAGCCGAAAAGCUCAGUUUUACUUGCAAAUGCUCAUUCCUGGAGAUAUAUAAUGAGCAGAUUCUGGAUUUGCUCAAUCCAAAUGCAAUAAAUUUACAGGUAAGGGAGGAUGUGAAAAAGGGUAUUCAUGUCGAAAAUCUGACUGAACAUGAGGUUUCGAAUGCUCGAGAAGCAAUGCAACAACUUAUUGAGGGGGCAGCAAACAGAAAAGUGGCAUCCACCAAUAUGAACCGAGCAAGUAGCCGUUCUCAUAGUGUUUUUACCUGUCUUAUAGAGAGUAAGUGGGAGUCACAAGGUAUCAAGCAUCAUCGAUUUUCUCAUCUUAACCUAGUUGACCUUGCUGGUUCGGAGAGGCAGAAGAGCUCAGGUGCUGAAGGGGAACGCUUGAAGGAAGCUACAAACAUCAACAAGUCACUCUCAACUCUAGGACUUGUCAUUACCAACCUUAUUGCUGUGUCAAACAAAAAGUCACAGCAUGUUCCCUAUCGUGAUUCAAAAUUGACAUUUCUCCUUCAGGACUCGCUUGGUGGUAAUUCCAAGACCACUAUAAUUGCAAACAUAAGCCCAUCUAGCUGUUGUGCAGCUGAGACGUUGAGCACAUUGAAAUUCGCGCAGCGGGCUAAGUACAUAAGAAAUAAUGCUAUUAUAAAUGAGGAUGCCUCUGGUGACGUUCUGAGCAUGCGUUUGGAGAUCCAAAAUCUCAAGAAAGAACUUAGCCGCCUGCAAGGAGGUGGUAAUUCCAAUGGAUUUAUAUGCGAGUCCCCUAGCGCAUUCAAAUGGGAUCAAGCUCAUGGAUCAUUCAGUCCCCUAAUGUUUGAUAAACGAGCUACACAGAGGAAAGAUUGUGAUACUGCACUCGUCGCUGCUUUUAGGAGGGAGCAGGAAAAAGAAGCAAAAUUAAAGGCAGCAAUUGCUGCAAAGCAGAUGGCCGAACAGUUGGCUUCUCAAAGAUCAGAAGAGCUAAGAAGUUUCAAGAUGAUGCUUCGCUUUCGUGAAGAUCGGAUCAAGAGAUUGGAGCAAGUUGCUUCAGGGAAGUUAUCUGCUGAGUCACAUCUCCUACAAGAGAAGGAAAACCUCGUGAAGGAAAUGGAUGCUCUACGGAGCCAACUAGAACGGAAUCCAGAAAUUACAAGAUUUGCUAUGGAAAAUCUACAAUUGAAGGAGGACCUUCGAAGGUUGCAAUCAGUUGUUGAUGAAGGAGAACGGGAAAUGAUGGAUGAGCAGAUAAAUGAAUUAGAACAGAGGCUCCUAGAAGCACUUGACUGGAAACUUAUGAAUGAGAAGGAUCCUGUUAACAAGGACCUUUCACUAUUUGAGGAGUCAGCUGGUGAUGAGAAAAACGAGUUUCUUCAUUUGCAGGCUAUUCAAAAUGAGAGAGAAAUCGAGUCACUGCGUAAAAAUUUAAGUGUCUGUCUUGAGGCAAAAGAGAAACUUGAGAGGUGUGUUGAUCAGUUGACCGUAGAGUUGGAGGGAGCAAAGAAAUGUGAUGACGCGAACAAAGAAUUUGAGGCUGCCCAGCUCCAGGAACAAUCCGUACUGCUUGAUGCUCAGACGGAACUUAAGACGUUAGUUGAUGCAAUUGCUACUGCAAGUCAACGAGAAGCAGCAGCUCAUGAAACUGCAAUUGGGUUGGCCAAAGAGAAUGAGGAAUUGAGAGCACAGCUUGAGGUCCUGGUCGAGGAUAACAAGAGAUUGGUUGAGCUCUAUGAACAUGCUAUUGUCAAAAUAGAGGUGAAACAGGAUGGAAAUUAUCCUUCCAUUCCUCAAACUGAAGAUCUGAAUGAGCAGCAAAGCAGCCAUCCAUCGUAUGGAGGGAAUGAUGUGAGUCAUAGCCUGAUGGAUGACCACCCAGAGGGUGCAACGGAUUUUCCUGUGAAUACAUUCGGAGAGUCUGAAAUAUCAGACAAAAAAUACAGCCACGGUGAUGAACUUUCGAGAACUGAAUUUUCAGAACUCCAACUUCAACUGGAAGAUAUGCAUGAAGAAAAUGAUAAACUUAUGGGUCUGUAUGAGAAAGCUAUGCAAGAAAGGGAUGAAUUAAAAAGGAAAAUGGCUGAGCAAAGCAAUCCCCUGACAGAAGACAUUCAGUUGUACGAAAGAGAUGCUGGAAUCAAUGAAGCAACAAAUGCUGAGGAAUUCCAAGGAAAACAUGUACAUGAUUUGGCAUGUGUAGCUUUUAAAGAAGUGAUGCAGCUUGUUCGGGUUAAGCUGGACAAUGUCCAAGACAAGCUUGUGACCGCCCAGGAUGCAGUACCAUUUCUUAAACUACUUGAAAUGGCUAGUAUUAAGGCAGAAGAACUUUCGGCAAGAAUUCAGCACUGCUCUCUAGAUGCUCAUCAAGACCAGCAACACAUGAAUGCCCUUAAGUCUGCACUGUCAGAAUCACAGGAGAGAAGAAAUGCUCUGGAAGGCAGGUUUUUCUUGCCUGCAGCAUCAUGCUGGGACUUGCAUUUGAAGAGCAAAACCCUUGCUGGGUCCAAGUUUGAUGUCAGCUUGGAAUUAAUGAAUAAGAAGAAGGAACAGUUGAGCAAUCUACAAAUUCGCAAAAAGGAAAUUUCUGCUGCACGUACAAAAGCACAUGGCUCUGAAAUUGAGUUGAGAAACAAAAUUGACGACCUUAAACUAAAAUACCGUUCUUUUGAAGCUCAAAGGAAGGAGACAGAAAAGGUUCUCUUUGCUAUUGAUAAUUUGGAGACUCACAAACCCGUAAAUUUUGGCAAGGCAUCUGAACUGCUAAAAUCCGAGGAGGAGAGAACAAAUCUUCUAUCUGAACUGAAGAAGUCCCGUGAACAGCUUAGCAUGGUGCAGAAGGAAAUAAAAAGCAUGAAGUGUGAUGAUAUUGAUGACAAGAUUUCAUGCCUUGAGUCAGAGAUAGAGGAUUGCUUAAUCUCCCUGCUGGAAGUUGAUAUCGAGAAGUUUGUGCGAGAUUACAGCUUGGCUGAAUUUUGGGAAGGUGGGCAGAAGUACAUGGCGAGCUUGCUGGUUGACUACCAAGAUUGCAUUUUUCAAGUUCAGUUGGUGGAGGAGGAGAUCAGGUUAUGCGAGGAGUCAGUUCGACACCAUACAAUGUCCUUGGAUGAUCUGAAUCCAAAGCUAAAUCAAACAAUGGGGAACCUUGGCGAGCUUCUGCGAGAGAGAACCUCUCACGGUCUGGAUGCAUCCAUGCUGCAUCUUUCCGAUAAGGUAAAAGGGGACCUUGAUGCCAUUGAGAUUCAUGUUGCUGAGGCAAGGCAGCUCUUGCUCAUCGAUGACCAAACCGAUUUGUGAACCUGUUCUAAGUAGUAUGACGCUCCUUCAAACCGAUGUCACGACUGACAGGCUAGUCUGUCUUCGCAUUCAUGUGUACACAUCCUUUGUAACAGAACAUCAGUGGCUAGGUGUUGCCAUAUUUGAUUCGAUUCUGUGGGAUGGAAGCCCUGAAGUUGACUGUAAUUUUUUGGUGCGACCUAGUAUUAUUCUCGCACUUCAUUGUGCAGGACAGCAACUGAUUGGACAAAACUGACCGUACAUGAUGUUAAUUCCAAGAUGGCUUGAUUCUUGUGUGUUC